Penicillium angulare is the source of this 321-nucleotide messenger RNA. Its product is annotated as Zn(II)2Cys6 transcription factor domain-containing protein. The transcript has 2 exons. NCBI's taxonomy places the organism in Eukaryota, Fungi, Ascomycota, Eurotiomycetes, Eurotiales, Aspergillaceae. The record is from RefSeq and is a predicted model, not a curated record. The coding region runs from base 1 to 321 and encodes 106 amino acids. Gene Ontology annotation, molecular function: DNA-binding transcription factor activity, RNA polymerase II-specific; zinc ion binding. Gene Ontology annotation, biological process: regulation of DNA-templated transcription.
AUGUAUACCACCUCUCCGGUAAAUUCGCCUCAGCAAAGUCGCUCACCACCCCCUAGUGGUCCCACGUCUGCUCGGGCUUGUCAGUCGUGUCGGACGGCAAAGAUCCGAUGUAGCCGCGAGCUUCCGUCGUGCCAAUCCUGUGUUGUGCGUGGUAAAGAACGAGUGGGCACCAAAGCUUGGUUUGUGAGCCGUGCCGAAACGCCAAAACGCGAUGCAGUGGGGAAUUACCUUCAUGCAAAGGUUGUCUUGGAGGGAGGGCUCCAAAGACUUGCACUUACAAGACCAGCCGCCAAGGCUCGCAGACUGUGUCGCCUCGAAUAG